This is a messenger RNA of Meleagris gallopavo (turkey), 369 nucleotides long. The record is from RefSeq and is a predicted model, not a curated record. NCBI's taxonomy places the organism in Eukaryota, Metazoa, Chordata, Aves, Galliformes, Phasianidae.
CUUUCCCUGCAUUUUCUUCCUUUCAGUUGCUGAUAUGUGUUCAAGAUGAGUGGGAUGGGAGAAAAUACCUCUGACCCAUCCAGGGCAGAGUCAAGAAAGCGCAAGGAUCCUGAUCAGCUUGGACCCAGCCCUAAAAGAAGCACUGAGAAACGCAAUCGUGAGCAAGAGAAUAAAUACAUAGAAGAACUUGCAGAGCUGAUUUUUGCAAAUUUUAAUGAUAUUGACAACUUUAACUUUAAACCUGACAAAUGUGCAAUCUUGAAAGAAACUGUGAAGCAAAUUCGUCAGAUAAAAGAACAAGGUAAGAAGUCUAAUUCACUGACUAUUUAUAUUUUCCAUGCUUGUUAUUACUAAUUUUUUUUUAUUUUU